UACGACUUCGUCCAACACUACAUUUGCAAGGUUGAUGAUGAUGAUGAUGGAGCCUUUUCAAUUCAUAGAUCUGGCUCAUAUAUAAACCCGCCUCUUUUCUAUGUGUAUACAAAAAAGUAGGUUCUCUGAAUUUUUAUAAUUAUUCUCAACUGAUUCUUGUCUUAUGAGAAGUGCUUUUUAGGCUGACUGCAUUUCUUUUUUAGUAAUAUAUAGCAUACUUGCCUCCCUUCCCUUUAUUCUCUCUUUAUUCUUUGUCUGUCUUUCAAUUUUUUAUUCUUAGAGAACAAUCCCACUCCUCCUCUUCUCCUCCUUCAACAACAAAUAUUUCUUGCUGUAUGGAGGAUCAUUGUUCCGAGUUGGAAACCUUCAUGCAGCAGCGAAAGAUGCCAUCUCACUUUCCUGUUGAAGAUGUAUCAAAGUCUUUUAAUAAUACUCAUCUGUGGGGUGCUAGUUUUCAUGAUCAUAAUAAUGGAUCCGAUGAUGGUAGAAUAGAAUUCAGAUCAUUACCCUUUUUCGAUAGACUAACUUCUACCCGCCUUUCUGAGCCUUCUUCUUCAACUUCUGGUUAUAUGAUCCCUGAACAUAACAAUAAAACUACUACUACUGUCACCCAACAAGGUUCUGCCCUUGAUUUUACAUUUCCGAGAGCCUCUACUUUUGUCAAUUUCUUCAAGUCUUCUGCACCUGCAGAUAAGCUGACUCAGUCCAGACUUCCUCAAACAUCAUCUGAACCAUCUCAUUCUGUUUCUGCAGCCCAUAUUAACCUCUCUGAUUUAACCUUGUUUUCAAAGGAAGCGAAGAUUAUGGAACCCUACCUCAGCAGGGUGGAAACAGUUGGAAGUAGCUCCCAAGAUGCUGUAUUGUCUGAUCCAUUGCUACAGUGUGGCCAAAGUCAAUACCUACCUGCUGGACAUAAUCGAUGGCUGAGAAUGAGUGAGGAUUUGUCAUCAAAAGUAGUCAGUACUGAGUUUAGGCUCAGUCCUACCAAGACACAGGCAAUGAAGAAGUCCAGCGGGAGAAGGCUACAGGCCUUGCUCCAUCCUCACAAGAGCACAUCAUCAUCAACAACAACAUCGGGGAAGUUGUAUAGGGGAGUAAGGCAAAGGCACUGGGGAAAGUGGGUGGCAGAGAUCAGAUUACCUAGAAACAGGACAAGGGUGUGGCUGGGGACUUUUGACACAGCCGAGGAGGCUGCUUUUGCUUAUGAUACUGCAGCUUAUAUGCUGAGGGGAGAAUAUGCGCAUCUGAAUUUUCCGGAUCAGAAGCAUCUACUUAAGGUGAACUCCUUAAAUGGAGCAACAGCUGCACUUCUUGAAGCAAAGAUACAAGCAAUAUCCCAGCAAGGUGGACUAAAGAAAUCUGUUGAUCUUCUUCCAGCGUCAUCCUUGCUAAUGAAUAACUUGGCUGAUCCAGAUUCAAUAAGUAGCAGCAGACCACUUUCAGUGAGGAAAGAGUGGCAAUUUGAGUUGGAUGGCAGAGUAGUAGGAACAUCUGAGAUGAUUGAUGGUAACAAAUUGAUGAGAAGCAGUGAAGCUUCAUGUGACCAUAGUGUUGAUGCACACGGUGUCCAGUUAAGUAAAAUGCCGUCCUUGGAUAUGGAUUCCAUCUGGGAUGCUCUUUUGAUUUCUGAUACUACAUAAACUCUUAAUUUUUAGUCCUUUUUUGUUACAGAAUUUUCUGUUUUCAGCUCAUCUUUGAUAGUCAGGCAGGUGGUUUCCACAUAUGACAUACGAUUUGUAGCAUAAUACGAUUAAUAUUCUAAAACUCAAUCAUAUCGGUCAGUUCCUUUUAUAAUAUGUUUAAUGAUACAAUGUAUUUAUAUAUAGUUUUGUAUGUAACUGACAAUUAGCUGGAUGGGUUGCGCUGUUUUGUAAAAAUCGAGUUGCAUGCGGUUGUUGUGAGAUAAAUGUAGGAGGAGGAAGGUAGAACUGAGGUGAGAUAUAGGAAAGAGUAGUUUGUGAGGAGAUUGGAAGGUAUGGAGUUAAUGAGGGGGCAUUCUGUUAAUACAGUUUGUUUGUUACUAGAGUUAAAAGGGAGGGGAAUGUUAGAGACAUAUGAUAUGAUAAAGCUUAUUUCAAGUGUUGGUGAGGUGUGGGGACUUUCAAUAGCAUGGCCCAUGCCCUGAUCAAGUCAAAUUUCUAACACAUUGUGGAAAUUGAAACAUGCUUGCGCUGCUAC
This is a messenger RNA of Chenopodium quinoa (quinoa), 2178 nucleotides long. Its product is annotated as ethylene-responsive transcription factor ERF062-like. The coding region runs from base 336 to 1640 and encodes 434 amino acids. Gene Ontology annotation, molecular function: DNA-binding transcription factor activity; DNA binding. The transcript has a single exon. Gene Ontology annotation, biological process: regulation of DNA-templated transcription. The record is from RefSeq and is a predicted model, not a curated record. NCBI's taxonomy places the organism in Eukaryota, Viridiplantae, Streptophyta, Magnoliopsida, Caryophyllales, Amaranthaceae.